Molecule: messenger RNA, 3115 nt
Organism: Xyrauchen texanus (razorback sucker)
Lineage: Eukaryota; Metazoa; Chordata; Actinopteri; Cypriniformes; Catostomidae
Exons: 2
Coding region: 330-1289 (319 amino acids)
Source: RefSeq, a predicted model, not a curated record
UCUCAGCACCAGAGCCUCAGGACGCAUCCUCGCCUCCUGACGCCGUUCUACCUGCUCCGCCCCACUGUGAAGCCCCGCCGGGUACGUAAAAAAUACUCAUCCCCUUGGUGCCCCUAGAACGGAGAUUGGAUGUGUGGCUCUCACUUCCCAACCCAUCACGCUGGCUGGCCCAGACCAUCCGACUUGGUUACACAAUUCAUUUUGCCAGGCCCCUGCCCCCCUUCGGGUGUCCGCUUUACCGCAGUACACGGCGAACAUGCCAAAUCCCUGCUGCGCGUGGAGAUUGCUACUCUUUUACUCAAAGACGCGAUAGAGCCUUUCCAACCAAAAUGGAGAAGGGUUUCUACAGACCUUACUUCAUUGUACCCAAGAAAGGCAGCGGCUUACGACCGAUCUUGGACUUGCGGGUUUUCAACCGGGCUUUGCUCAAACUCUCAUUCAAAAUGCUCACGCAAAAGUACAUCUUAACAUGUGUCCGGCUUCUAGAUUGGUUUGCAGUGGAAGACCCGAAGGAUGCGUACUUCCACGUCUCAAUUCUGCCACAACACCGACCCUUCCUACGGUUUGCGUUUGACGGCCAGGCGUUCCAGUACAAAGUCCUCCCCUUCGGCAUGUCUCUGUCCCCUUGCGUCUUCACGAAAGUUGCAGAGGCAGCUCUUGACCCUCAAACCCUGGACAGACCUCUGCUUUCUAUGGGCAGGUGUGCACCUGCAGCAGGUGUCCCGACGUGUCCUGGUCACUACCGAUGCCUCCAGAUUGGGUUGGGCAAAUACGCAUUCCCCCCAGUGAGCCUUCUUGCACAGGUGCUGUGCAAGGUCAGGGAGGACGAGGAACAAGUCACACUAGUGGCUCCCUAUUGGCCCACCCGGGCCUGGUUCUCAGACCUUGUACUCCUCACGACAGCCCCUCCCUGGCAAAUUCCCCUGAGGAAGGAGGAGUUUGCUCUGGUAUCCGCAUCCAGACCUUUGGAAACUCCACGUCUGGUCCCUGGACGGGACGCUGAAGAUCUAGCUGGUCUACCACCUACCAUCGUAGACACGAUCAACCAAGCCAGAGCCACUUCCACCAGGCAUCUCUACGCCCAGAAGUGGCACUUGUUCGCAGAUUGGUGUUCUUCCCGGGCCGAAGACCCACAGAGGUGCGCAGUUAGUCCACGAGAGCUUCAUCUACAGGACAGAAUUUGUGAUUGGUGUGUGUUCUGGAAUCUCGAAACACCAAACACACCAGCUGAUGAUCAUCCAGACAGAAGAGUUUCAGUUUCUCUUCAUGAAGACUGCUUCACAUCCUGAUGAAGAUCUUUGACUUCUGUCCUGUAAGAAAGUCUCACACAGGUUCUUCAAAGCCAAAUUUACUGGAGGAUCAUCUAUAGUCGAUCUUCUUCUGCAAACUGGACAAACUUUGCUUGUUUUAAUUUCUCAAAACUUCUGAAUUUACUAAAAGUCAGUCUAAACAUUCCACUUUUCUGAUGGGACCGUCGCUGUGAACGUCCUAUUUUCUUAUUUUGGCGGGUUUGCAAACGAAUGUAAAAGAUGAAUUACCGCCAUCAUCUGGACCGGAGCGCCAAAAGAGUAAUUUCGCGCGAAAAAUGAAUCUAGUUAAAGGGACAGUUCACCCAAACAUUUUUUUAUCUUUCAUAAUUUACUGAUUCUCGUGCCAUCCCAGAUGUAUUUGAGUUUCUUUCUUCUGCUGAAGACAAAUUAAGAUUUUUAGAAGAAUAUUUCAGCUCCUUACAAUACAAGUGAAUGGUGACCACAAAUCUAAUGCUCCUAAAGCAGCAUAAAAGUAAUCCAUAAGACUCCAGUGGUUUAAUCCAUGUCUUCAGAAGUCAUAUGAUAGGUGUGGGUGAAAAACAGAUCAAUAUUUAAUAGUGGUCUAUAUAUAUUUGAUAUUGUUUUAUGAAUGAUGUGGUACACAUUAUUAAACUCUCACAUUUUCAUUUUGACUUUAAAACUUCAGCAUUAAUAAUUAAUUUGAUGUAUAUUAUAAAUAUAUAAACAGUACCACAAAACCCAGCAUACCACCAUAAAUAAUGAACAAUCUCCACUAAACAAAAGUGGAUUUUGAACAAAUUUAGCUGAAAAAAUCUGUAAUAACAAGUUUGAUCUGAAACUAUUUUUUUAAAAUUAAGCACAUUAAACAUGUAAAUUAUACUUACAUAUGCACGUUAAACCACUUUUUGAGAAGAUUUGGUGUCGGUGAUGUAGAGAUUAUUCAUUUUGGUGAUAAUCCAUCUCCUCUUUGUAGAACGAUAUAAAACCAGCAGGAGUCACCAAAACAUUAUUUUAGGAAUAUUUUGCUCAAUCAACAGCAAAUGUGGCAUAAUGUUGAUUACCUCAAAAAAUAAUUAUCAUUCAUGCCUGCUUCUCUUUAAGACAAAGAAAAAAAGUAGAUACAGUGACACACUCACGCACACACACACACACACGCUCGCAUACACACACACAAUCACACACACAGACACACACACAAUACACAUACAUACACAGACGCACACACAAUCAAACACACAGACACAUACACACAUACUGAACAAACACACACAAUACACAUACAUACACACAUACUGUAUGUCGACAUCUCAUUAAAUUCAAUAAUGUCUCACAAUCAGUGUUAUUAUAGUUUUUGAUUUUUAAUUGAGUUUUAAUUCUGUUUUAUAUUAAAUUUGUCAUUCCAAAUUAUUUCAGUUUUGGUUAGUUUUCACAGUUUUUCUUUUAGUUUUGGUUUCAGUGUAAUUAGUUUUAAUUUUAGUAUUUUAGUUUUAGUUUUUUAAAAAGUCUAACAUCAUUACAUUUCUAAUGGCAGUCUUGUGUUACUGUACCUCUAGCUAGUUGUAUUUUCAUGUUUAAUUUGGAUUGUAAAUGCUGCAUAUUUUAUAAUACAGGGUGAAUAUGGGCAAAGUGACAUUUAAGCUUGAUCCCCAUUGUAUCCAUAUGGAUUAAUAAAUCAUAAUUAAUCUUAUCUAAACCAAUGUUUGGGAAGUAUACAAUUAAAGGAAUGUUUCAAAAUGAAAAUGCUGUCAUCAUUUAUUCACACUCAUGUAAUCCCAUGUUUGUAUGACUUUCUUUCUUCUUCUGAACACAAAUUAAGAAGAAUAUUUCAGCUCUGUUGGUAUAUA